UUCUAAAAUGUCAUGUCAUGUGGUUUGUGAAUUGGCUGCUGCUCUUGUUCUUCUCGGCCCCUCCAUCCUUUGCUCUAGGUGUAGAAGCUGCUGAUUCAUCUCCUGCGCAUUGAUGCUGUUCGCUUUUCCUUGCGCAAGAUGGAAGGUCUUUCAGAAUCUGCUCCCUUGGGUAGCUCUUCUGAGGAUUUGCACGUGGGUUCUGAAGCUGGGAUGAUUACGGGGCCUGCAGGAGGUCAAGCUGUCCUGGCUAUCGCGUCUGUAGAACUGGUAGACGAAGCCGUGGCUGUUUCAGGUGGGCAACAGCCAGAAAAACCUCACGAAAUUGACAUGCCGAACUCGCCGCCGAAAUCCGACUCUGAGAUGGUUAAGUUUUUGGAAACUGCUGAACGGAAGGAGACUAAUGACCAGCUGCGGGAUGAGGUGCUUGAUGUGAUGGACGAACCACCUCCGAGGCCUGCUAAGCGGCCUCGCCCAGCUCCCGAAAACGCAGAAGUGGACGGUAUUGUCCAGGGGAUUCGUAACAUUCUUUUCAACCUAAGGUAUGAGGACAAUGCGCGCGUGAGCGAGGAGGACGAGAAGACCAUGCGCAGACUUCUUCAGCAUCACCCGAAGAGCGAAGAGAAAAUAGGUUGCGGCAUUGAUUACAUCAAGAUAAACCGGCACUCCACUUUUAAUAAAGUUCGCUGUUUCUGGAUUGUCCGCACCGACGGCACUGAAACGGACUUCUCGUACCACAAGUGUGUCAAGGCGAAGAUCGCCAUCGAGUAUCCUAACUUCGUCGAUAGCUACGAUGCCGUUCAUAGAGGGAAGUCGAUACACCAAGCUUGAACUCGGCAACUCGGCAAGAAUAUGAAGCAACUAAAGCUUUGAAAUGUUGAGAACAUUGUGCACAUGCACAUUCUGGGCAUUUUGAAAACACAUCAUUAUCGUCAUUGCUUGGAUUGUAUGCUUUGGAGCAACUGUUCUGCAGUAUUCAAGAACUUGAGUUGUCGAAAUUCACUAGAACCGGAAUUUUUGUGUCGAAAUGAUCCUACUUAAGAGUAUCAAUCCUGUUGUUCAAGGACAUGGCGAGUAAAUUUCAAACAGCCACAAUUGUGCAGAAUCUUCAGGACAAGCUCCACGCUAGUGAAGUUUGUUUCUAUGUACUCAAUCCGAUGUGCCUACACAAAUCAGUUAUCUUCAACACCCUUUACGUGACUACA
Molecule: messenger RNA, 1202 nt
Organism: Physcomitrium patens
Lineage: Eukaryota; Viridiplantae; Streptophyta; Bryopsida; Funariales; Funariaceae
Biological process (GO): chloroplast organization; chloroplast rRNA processing
Cellular component (GO): chloroplast
Source: RefSeq, a predicted model, not a curated record